CAGGGGAUGUUGAAGAUUCAAAGUCUAAUUAUUCAGUUGAGAGGAAUUAUAUGGAGAUUGUUCAAGAAGGUUAUGGUGAAAACAAGCCCAGAUCAUCAAGUGCUGCAGAUUCAGGCAACACCACAGAUCUUGAUGAUCGUGAUCAGAAGAAGGUAAGCGCAACCGGGGUUCGUCAAUACGUUCGAUCUAAGGUUCCUAGGCUGAAAUGGACACAAGAACUACAUCUUUGCUUUGUUCAAGCAGUUGAAAGACUUGGAGGUCAAGAAAGGGCAACACCUAAAUCAGUGCUGCAGAUGAUGAAUGUGAAGGACUUAAACAUUGCUCAUGUAAAGAGUCAUUUGCAGAUGUAUAGGAGCAAGAAGAUUGAUGAUCAGGGCAAAGUUAUCACUGGUCAAGGGUAUAUUGAUGAUGGAUUAUUUCAUGGCUUCUGGCAACCUCAAAGACUUGACAAAGGGCUUAGGUCUAGUUUCAGAAGUGGUGAUAUUUGUUGGGCAGACUAUGGAAAUUGGAGAUCAUCAGGAUCUUGUUUGACAGACAACUCCCGUAUUGGAUCUAACGAAAGCUCACACGUUAUUAAUGUUUCCACAAAGAAAUAUGGUGUAUUAUUAAAAGGCGAUGAAGUUGAAAAGAGGAUAUAUGGAUCUUGGGAGGAUUUUAGGCAGCCGAAAAUGAAUGAAAGGGUGUCGACAAUCCAAGUAGUGGAACCCUAUUUGGUAAUCCAAGGAGAAGGAAAGAAUAAAAACCAUAUUAUUCCACAUACAAGCUGGAGCAGCAAUGUAGUUGAUCAUGAUGAGAAGCAAAAGUCAUUGAAAAGAAAAGGUGAAGAGAAGAAUAUUAAGGUUGAUUUGAACCUGACUCUAAGCCUGGUGCGGCCAAUUAGGGAAGACGAGGAGGAGGAGGAAGUGGAGAGCAGCUUGUCUCUGUCGUUGUUUCGGUCGUCUUCAAAGAGAGGCAAGUUCAUGGACUUGAACUUGAACUUGAAUUUGCCCGCUUAA
Molecule: messenger RNA, 995 nt
Organism: Impatiens glandulifera
Lineage: Eukaryota; Viridiplantae; Streptophyta; Magnoliopsida; Ericales; Balsaminaceae
Product: two-component response regulator ORR23-like
Exons: 5
Coding region: 51-995 (314 amino acids)
Biological process (GO): abaxial cell fate specification; regulation of DNA-templated transcription
Molecular function (GO): transcription cis-regulatory region binding
Source: RefSeq, a predicted model, not a curated record